CUAAUCCAAAAAAUCUCAAAUAAAAAAAAGUAAAAAUCUAUGCUCAAUAUUAUUCUUGUCCCCAUACUGUCCACAUACUUAAAACUUAUAGGUUCUGUACUCUUACCUCAAUCGGAGUGUUUCAGUAUCAUUCUGUGCCUCUUUACCUACCUUUAUUUAUAAUUGUGAUAAAGAGAUUCGAAUUAUUAUUUUGAAUUCUUUAGGUAGGCCGGGAGGAUCUUUGAUAGUGAUUGCGGUUCAAAGGUGGUCGUGAUGUGAAUCGGUAUCAGUGCUUGAAGUUUUCGGUGCCUAACUCCCCAGGCAUGAACUCGCUAGCGCGCGCGUGGCUGCGCGCGCGGCCCCAGCUGCGCGCACUCAGCUGCGCGGCGGACAGCCCGCUGCGGCGCUUGCUGCGCGACGCGAGCGCGCACGCGGAAUCGGGCGCGGCGGCGGGCGCGGGCGAGCUGCAGUGGGCCACGCAGGCCUACGCCAGCGAGCCCGCGCCGCCGCGCGCCGAGCCGCCCGACGCCACGGUGCUGCUGUUCCCGGGCCAGGGCGCGCAGUUCGUGGGCAUGGGGCGGCGCCUGGAGAGCACGCCCGCGGCGCGCGAGCUGUACGAGCUGGCCUCCAGCGUUGUGGGGUGGGACGUGUGGCGCGUGUGCGUGUCCGGGCCGGCGGACGAGCUGGAGCGGCGCUGCCAGACCGCCGUGCUGGUCACCGCGCUGGCGGCGCUGGAGCACGCGCGCGACCUGCGGCCCGGCGCCGUGGAGCGCGUGCGCGCCGCGGCCGGCUUCUCGCUGGGCGAGAUCGCGGCGCUGGUGUUCGCGGGCGCGCUGGCGCUGCCGCACGCGCUGCGCCUGGCCGAGCUGCGCGCCGCCGCCAUGCGCGCCGCCGCCGCCGCGCGCCCGGGCGGCAUGCUCACCGUGUGGCUGGCGCCCGGCGCGCGCCCGGCCGCGCUGCUGGCCGCCGCGCGCGCGCGCGCCGCCUCGCCCGCGCUGCCCGCGCCCGUGUGCGAGGUGGCCGCCUACCUGGGCCCCGGCUGCAGGGUGCUGGCGGGCGACGCCGCCGCGCUGCGCGCCGUGGAGGCGCUGGGCCGCGCGGCGGGCGUGCGGCGCAGCGCGCGCGUGCGCGUGGCGGGCGCCUUCCACUGCGCGCUGAUGGCGAGCGCGGAGGCGGCCGUGCGCGAGGCGCUGCGCGCGCUGCCGCUGGGCGCGCCGCGCGUGCGCGUGCUGUCGUGCGUGGACGCGCGCGGCGUGCGCGACGCGGCGGGCGCGCGGCGGCGGCUGGCGCGGCUGACGGCGGCGCCGGUGCGCUGGGAGCAGACGCUGCACGCGCUGUACGCGCGGCCGCGCGGCGCGCCGCAGCCGCUCACGCUGGCGCUGGGCCCGGGCGGCGCGCUGCGCUCCACGCUCAAGCUGGUGAACGCGCGCGCCUGGGACGCGUCGCUGCAGAUCGACGUGUGACGCGCGACGAGCGUACGGCUCGCUCUAGUGAAAAGCCUACUUUUGAAUGUUGUCCUACGGCCGCUUCGAUUCGGACGGAUAGUGGCAAGGAUCGUAACGGACGACGCUCGUAUUUGUAGUGAUUUA
Messenger RNA from Pararge aegeria (speckled wood butterfly), 1568 nucleotides. RefSeq names its product probable malonyl-CoA-acyl carrier protein transacylase, mitochondrial (gene beg). Gene Ontology annotation, molecular function: transferase activity. The transcript has 2 exons. The record is from RefSeq and is a predicted model, not a curated record. NCBI's taxonomy places the organism in Eukaryota, Metazoa, Arthropoda, Insecta, Lepidoptera, Nymphalidae. Bases 303 to 1442 code for a protein of 379 amino acids.